GGAAGAGCCUGCGCUGCCCCGCUGCGCGUAAUCCCCCGUGGAUCUCCUCGGUCUUUACAAACAUGUCUUAUCGCAACGUUUCCAAAGAGGCUCUGGUAGGCUCUCUCGCUCUCGGGGUUGUUUUUGUCGCAGGAUAUUUCUUCGGAAAAAAAAAAUCGUUCAGAAUGAGCAUCUCCAAAAGUCAUGGUGAGGGGAAAGACAACCCACUGAUGCAGUAUGUGCUCAAUCAUUCGCUGAGGGAACAUCCGGUUCUGAAGAACCUCCGGCUGAGGACAAUGCAGGACUCCUGGAACAUCAUGAUGGUGGCCUGCGAGCAGGCGCAGUUCAUGGCCAAUUUGGCUAAACUGAUUCAAGCCAAGAAGGCACUGGAGAUUGGAGUAUACACUGGCUACAACACUCUAAAUAUGGCACUGGCCUUGCCUGAGGACGGAGUCGUGGUAGGGUGCGACAUCAGUGAAGAAUACACCAACAUCGGCAAACCGUUCUGGAAAGAGGCUGGAGUUGAGCAUAAAAUAGAUCUUCGCAUUCAACCAGCCCUGACAACUCUCGAUGAUCUCCUCUCCUCUGGGCAGGCCAACACGUUUGACUUUGUCUUCAUUGAUGCAGACAAAGUUAACUAUGACAAUUAUUACGAGAAGUCUCUGCUGCUGUUGAGGAAAGGAGGCAUCAUUGCUAUCGACAAUGUGCUGUGGGGAGGCAGGGUCCUGAAUCCAUCUCCCAACGAUGCCGACACUGUUGCCAUCGACAAGCUGAACAAGAAGCUGCACAGAGAUAUCCGUGUCACUCUGAGCAUGCUGAUGGUGGGAGACGGGCUGACGCUGGCCAUGAAACUUUAGACUUCGCUCCAUGUCUUUAAACACUUCAUUUGUGGGCAAACACUGGAGUACUUUAAAGUCAAACAUGGUAAAUGGGGGAUAUUAGGUGGUUAUUAAAUUUUUUUUGAUGAUUUGUUAGGUAGUUACUGCCUAAACAAUAUUGUCACAUAAGUUUUACGACCUUUAAUUUGUUGUAUUAGUCUUAUGGACAGCUAAUGAAUUUGACUUCAAGUCAAACAUUCCUUUUCCAUUGCACCACGUUGCCUAAUUGUGUAUUGUAAUAAAAACUAGAUGAGAAACA
Messenger RNA from Fundulus heteroclitus (mummichog), 1116 nucleotides. RefSeq names its product catechol O-methyltransferase domain-containing protein 1. Bases 63 to 836 code for a protein of 257 amino acids. The transcript has 7 exons. Lineage: Eukaryota; Metazoa; Chordata; Actinopteri; Cyprinodontiformes; Fundulidae. The record is from RefSeq and is a predicted model, not a curated record. Gene Ontology annotation, molecular function: S-adenosylmethionine-dependent methyltransferase activity; O-methyltransferase activity.